Molecule: messenger RNA, 702 nt
Organism: Dictyostelium discoideum AX4
Lineage: Eukaryota; Evosea; Eumycetozoa; Dictyosteliales; Dictyosteliaceae
Exons: 2
Coding region: 1-702 (233 amino acids)
Biological process (GO): RNA catabolic process
Cellular component (GO): ribonuclease H2 complex
Source: RefSeq, a predicted model, not a curated record
AUGGAAAAUGGGGCUAAUACAGGUUUUUUAAAUCAUAAUAUUAUGAUUAGAAUAAUAAAAGAUGAUCCAUCAUUAGAGGAAGAUAUUAAUUUACAACGUUUACCAUUUAGUAUUGGUUAUAAUGGAUUUGCAAAAGUUUCAAAUUAUUUCCAAGUUACUGAUAAACCAGCCACAACAACAACAACAACAACCACAACAACACCAUCGCCUGAUGAUAAAAAAUAUUUAUAUUCAUCAUUUAGAGGAAUUCAAUUAAUUGGUGAAAAGAUAAAAAUACCAAAUGGAUUUGAUGGCUAUGUAUUUAGAGAUGAGGAUGAACAAGAUAAUAAUAAUAGAAAAUGGGAACCAAUAUCAAAAUUCAAUGAAUUAACAUAUUGGAAUAGGGAAACUGUACCAUCAGAUUUUGAUAAACAAAUUCAAGCAUUCAAAUCUUUAAAUAUUCAAUCAAUGGUAAAUAAAGAAAUCACUCAAGAAGAUAUUGAAAAUGAAAUAAAAUCUGGUAAAAUAAAUAAUCAAGGAAAUAGUAAGGAAACUUCCACUUCCACUACUACCACCACUACAACCACAACCGAAACUACUACAAAUAUUAAAACUGAAGAUAAAAUUGAAAAUGAAGGUAAUCAAACAGAGGUUAAUAAUUUUAAAGAUGACAUUGAUGAUACUAAAGAUGAUAAAAGAACUCAAAAGAAGUCUAAAAAAUAA